AUGAUUCAAGGCAUAUUCUUUGCGCGCUUCCUUCCUCAGCAGGGGACCAAGGUUGUCCAUCAAAGCCCGCCAGGAUGCAUCGUAUCCGAGCCUGGAGUUGACAAGCACCGCUUCUUCGACUUCGAAACAAUGGGCGAGUACAUCAUACCUAGGCAAGGCUUCUGCAACCGAUAUGUCACGAUCUGCGAUCCCGAAGACAAGUAUCGAAUUCUUGGUCACCCAGUUUGUAUCAAAGAUGAAAAGUAUGUGCGAAAUGAAUUCAUGUUCAAUUUCUGUAUCGUCAUUGGCGUUGAGGUCGAUAUGCAUCCAUAUGAAGCCGUGGUUCGACGACUGGCCAGCACCUUCACGGAGAUGGAGAUUCAGAAUCAAUUUCUAAGUCAAGAAGACCUCUCAACUUCGAAGGAUCGCCGCUCGAUUGCUGCUCUCAUUGAGAUCAUCAAGGAAGACUUGAACAAUUACAAUGAGUGCAUGAUCCCAGUUGACGAUGCAAACACAAUAAAUAUGAAGCUUUUCCCUAUUCACAGGCAUCCUCCGCCAGUGAAGUCUUGGCACGUCCCAAUUUCCAAGAUGAAGUUCACCGAGAUCAUGGAUGACACCUGGGACCUUACAAUGAAGAAGCUCAUCGCCCAAAUCGACGGCAUCAAAGACGUCCGGCGCAUCGCUCAUGAUGCAGAUGUAGCUCUUGACUUGACGAAGAUUGCCCUCCAACACUUGCUUUACCACGAUUCAAUCCUGAUGCUGGAUAUCUUCCUCUUUGGCAAUAUCUAUGCUCCAGCUCCCGAGAUGAACGACUUCAUAAUCGACAAAGACGGUAUGCAAGAUGAAUGCUCAAACUACGUCUACAUUAAUGGCCCACGCCUCCCGAAAUUCUAUCUUUGCCGUCUUUUCACCUCACUCUGCACCUCUCGAACAGUCAAGGAAUGGCUGAAGAUGCAUCUUGACCAAGGCUUCCCUGUUCUGAAUUAUGUCGAUGUCCGACGAUUCAUUCAAUUCGGCGUCAUCAAGGGCCUAAUUUAUAGGGUUCACAAAUAUGCUGUUUCUUCACAAUACCUGGCUUCCUUAGUCACUAGACAAAGCAUCAAGAUCGAAGGAGGAGAUUUGCUGCAGAGCUACACAGAUGGAUGCCAUUGCUUCGACCAGAUAACUGCAGAGAAGAACAUCGGUGAUUCUAAGAUUAUGGACCAGCUGCGGAAAAUUCCCAAGGGCGAUGUUGAAAUCAUCUACCGAUGA
Molecule: messenger RNA, 1230 nt
Organism: Hyaloscypha bicolor E
Lineage: Eukaryota; Fungi; Ascomycota; Leotiomycetes; Helotiales; Hyaloscyphaceae
Product: nitrogen permease regulator 2
Exons: 3
Coding region: 1-1230 (409 amino acids)
Biological process (GO): positive regulation of autophagy; negative regulation of TORC1 signaling
Cellular component (GO): vacuolar membrane; GATOR1 complex
Molecular function (GO): GTPase activator activity
Source: RefSeq, a predicted model, not a curated record